Molecule: messenger RNA, 1848 nt
Organism: Rosa chinensis
Lineage: Eukaryota; Viridiplantae; Streptophyta; Magnoliopsida; Rosales; Rosaceae
Product: transcription factor TCP13
Exons: 3
Coding region: 406-1509 (367 amino acids)
Cellular component (GO): nucleus
Molecular function (GO): sequence-specific DNA binding; DNA-binding transcription factor activity
Source: RefSeq, a predicted model, not a curated record
GGAGCUUGGUCGGUGUGGAAUUCCGGCGCGACCGGCCUUGCUUCUCUCACUUACUUGUUCUUCUUCUUCUUCUUCUUCAACAAGUUUAUUCUCGACACACUAGUAGAAUAUUUCGAUCCUCAGAAUGGGCGGCCACUUAAUUGGUUCAGUUCUCUAGCUACCAAAUUUACAAGGCAAAUUCAACCACGCAAAACAAAAAUACUUUUAUAUAUUCUUCAUCGUCGCUGUGAUAGUGAAGCACAAAAAACUGGUCAGCAACAGAACCAGAGAGGAUUUUUGCUUCAUCUGAGAAAUGGGAACUUGGGAGAUCGAGGAGAAGCAUCAAAGAGACCAGAAAUCGAGUAAUCUUGAGCUGAAAUGAUAAGUUUCCCAAUAGUCAACUAAUGACGAGAGAGUACACAUAAGAUGAUUAGGAGUCCCAAUACUAAUGAAGCAGAUGUACAGGGACCAGAAGGAAAUUCAAGUACUCAUAAUGAAGCUGGCAAGACCUCAAGAGUAGCUUUGUCAUCAUCUAUUUCUCGUUCAAGUACUUCAACAACAGUAGCACCAUGGAUGAGGUUAAGUAAAGAUCCAAGGAUUGUACGUGUGUCGCGUGCUUUUGGAGGAAAGGACAGGCAUAGCAAAGUUUGCACUGUGAGAGGGUUGCGAGACCGGCGCGUGAGGCUUUCGGUACCUACUGCUAUUCAGUUAUAUGAUCUUCAAGAUAGGCUUGGCCUUAACCAGCCUAGCAAAGUUGUCGAUUGGUUGCUUGACGCGGCCAAGGAUGAUAUCGACCAACUUCCACCUCUUCCGAUGAUGCCUCCUGCCCCCGGGAGCUAUGGCGGUGGUGGCCUAAUGAAUCAUCAGUCACUCCUGAAUAUCAUUCCAUCAUCUCUUGAUCAAAACAUUGGAGAUCAAGGGUUUAGAAGCAAUAUUUGGAGAUCAACAAAUGAUGAUGAAAAAGAUCGAGAAAAUGAUAAAGAUGUGGAAGAAUCAGAUGAAGAUGAUCAUCGACAGCAAGGAGGGAAUGUUGUCGAUCAUGGUUCAUCAUCAUCAAACAACUUCUUGAUGACCCGAAGUAGUGCUACUACCAAUCAUCCAUUGUUCUUUCCGGGUCUUCUGAACAAUAGUAAUGCCAUGCCUAAUUACGGUUUUCACAAUUGGGAUCACAAUCAGUCUUCAAAUUUUCCCCUAUCUCAUCAAUUAGGAAGCCAUGGAUUGACAUCUCAACAUACAGAUCCCCACAAUUUCAAUGUGGCGUCCUUGCCUUCCACAUUGUCUUUAUCUACUGGAACAACGCAAGCUUAUUUUCCUUCGCAUGCUACCACGGAUGCAGCGGAUCAUCAGAUCAAUAUUCCGAGACAGUUCAACCUCCAUAUGCAAAAUCCUCAUCAAAACCUCUUGGCCAAUUCUGUAUACCCAAGUAGCCAGUCUAUGCAGAGAGCAACGCCCCAAAAUUUGAUGAGUAUGAUUACAAAGCUUGCCCAUUCUUCUCAGCCAAAUAAAGACCAGGAGCCUCCUUCUAGAUGAUAUAGGCAAGCUACCUAGCUUAUAGGCGAUGCUAGUCCAGGAGUACUCAUGACAAGUGACAUUUCCGUCAACUAUGAGAAAUAAAGUAUGCAUCCAUGUCUCUUGUACCUUUAAAUGGAGAUGGAAAGCUAGUGCCUUGGCAUAGGUACAGAUCCAUCUCUAGAGGAAACCUUCAUCUCGGGUUGGGACAGUCUUUAAAUCGUUCAUUUUAAGAUUUGAUUGCGUAUAUGUUUGGUUUCCUUCUUAGUUUUUCUUUGCAUAAAGGCAUAUGUUUAUGUGCUAUUCAGAAAGAUCUUCAGUUAGAUAUAAAAAGGACAGUUCUUGACCAUAAACUCAAAA